Molecule: messenger RNA, 1876 nt
Organism: Ixodes scapularis (black-legged tick)
Lineage: Eukaryota; Metazoa; Arthropoda; Arachnida; Ixodida; Ixodidae
Product: hemocytin-like
Exons: 9
Coding region: 413-1876 (487 amino acids)
Cellular component (GO): extracellular matrix
Source: RefSeq, a predicted model, not a curated record
AUACGUGAGAAACGAACAGAGCGGCGAAUGCGUCCUUCCAACGACUUGCCCUUGUCGGCACGGCUCGAGAAGCUACGUCGAGGGAGAGACCAUCACCGUCGAGUGCAACAAGUGCAUCUGCGCGAGCGGCCACUGGAGCUGCACUCAGCAGCAGUGCGCUGGGACCUGCGCGCUCUGGGGCGAUUCCCACGUGACCACCUUCGACGGCGCUGCCCUGGACUUCAGCGGCGUCUGCGACUACGUGCUCGUGAAGGGCGGACUGCCCAACAACCAGAGCAUCUCCGUCGUCGUGCAGAACGUUCCUUGCGGCCGCCGGGCCUCUUGCGCCAAGGCUGUCACUAUCACUGCUGGCACCGAGGUCCUUGUGCUCACCGAGGGUCACCCCGUCCCUCCGCUUGAGCCGGACUCGAGGAUGCAGGUGCACACAUUGGGGCUGUUCGUGGGUGUGGACGUGUUCGGCGGUCUCGCCGUCUUCUGGGACAAGCACGCCAGAGUCUACGUCAUCGCGGGCCCUGCAUGGUCCGACAAGCUGCAAGGUUUAUGCGGCAACUUCAACGGCGACGGGACGGACGACUUCCGAGCGCCUUCCGGUGGGCCGACGCUUCCGGACGCCAUCGAGUUCGUCAACUCGUGGAAGCUGCACCCGCACUGCGCCCCGGCCGUGGCCCAGCAAGACGGAUGCCUGGCACAGCCGGACCGCAAGAAGUGGGCAGCGUCCCAGUGCCAGAUCCUCAGGGAGGACCUGUUUCGGCCGUGCCACAGCGAGGUGGACGUCCAGCCCUUCUACGACCGGUGCGUCUCGGACACGUGUGCCUGCGACACUGGGGGAGACUGCGAGUGCCUGUGCACCGCCAUCGGAGCGUACGCUCACCAGUGCGCAUCUCGAGGGGUCCGCGUUCUCUGGCGCUCUCAAGAACUCUGCCCGUUGCAAUGCGACACGUGCGACGAGUACUCGGCCUGCGUGAGCUUCUGCAAGCCCCCAACCUGCGAGCACCCGGUGGUCCACGACGCCUGCAAGGUGUCCCCGCCCCUGUGCCUCGAGGGCUGCACCCCGGCGCUCUGUCCCAACGGCAUGGUGCACCGCACCGCCACCGACCGCACCUGCGUGCCGGUCCAGGACUGCGGAGUCCCGCCGGAGACCGCAUGCAGCAUCGGUGGCCUCCACUUCAAAGAGGGACAACGGGUGGCCACGUCCAACGCCUGUCAGUCCUGUUUCUGCCUCCGCGGCGAAGUGCGAUGUGUUGGCAAGCCCUGCCCGAUCGAGGUCCAAGUCUGCGUUCAGACCGGCUGGUCGGACUGGGAGAGCAUGAAUUCGCCGGAGUAUCAGGCUGGCAAUGACUUUGAGAGCCUCCAGGCGCACGGCGAUCACUGCCCUGUGGAGCACAUGGUGGCGGUAGAGUGCCGCACGGUGGGCAGCAAGACCCCCUGGAACGAGACCGGAGAGUCCGUGCUCUGCUCCCCGCACACGGGACUGCGCUGCCUCAGGGAGGACCAGGACGACCGGGAACUGUGCUCCGACUACGAGAUGCGCGUAUUUUGCCGCUGCCCGGAGGAGGAAAAGAGAAACGAAUGUCCUCCGGGAAGCCACUGGUCCGACUGCGGCAUCCGCUGCAACGCCACCUGCGGCCCGUUCCUGCACAAGCUCCAGUCCGAGGGCUUCUGCGCGUCCGAAGAGAGCGGCUGCGUGCCCAGCUGCGUCUCCACCGACUGCCAGCCGGACGAGUUCCACUUCGACAAAGACACCUGCGUACCCGUGCAGCACUGCCCCUGCCUGCUGCCCGAACGAGACACCCCCCUUGCGGUGUGUUCAGAAACUUCGAGGACGCUCGGUGUCCGGCCUUCGCAAUCAGAUUCAGCAUAUACGGAGAGCAACUGA